Molecule: messenger RNA, 2573 nt
Organism: Colius striatus (speckled mousebird)
Lineage: Eukaryota; Metazoa; Chordata; Aves; Coliiformes; Coliidae
Product: NADH-cytochrome b5 reductase 2
Exons: 9
Coding region: 66-971 (301 amino acids)
Cellular component (GO): mitochondrion
Molecular function (GO): oxidoreductase activity; FAD binding
Source: RefSeq, a predicted model, not a curated record
GGAACCGGCGGGAGGGGCUGAGCUCUGCAGGCGGGCCGAGGGCGCGGGAGCUGCGGGCGGCCGCCAUGGAGGCAGCCCCGGUGGCGAUCGCUGUGGCCGUGGUAGCCGCGACUGCCCUGCUGCUGCUGCUGCUGCGAGGGACGGGGCGAAGGGCGAGCGGCCGCCUCACCCUGCAGGACCCGCUCGCCAAGUACCCGCUGCGGCUGGUGGACAAAGAGGAAAUCAGUCAUGACACUAAGAAAUUCCGAUUUGGGCUACCUUCACCUGAUCAUGUAUUAGGAUUACCUGUAGGUCAACAUGUUUACCUUUCUGCAAAGAUUGAUGGUAAUCUGGUGAUUCGAGCCUAUACCCCAGUUUCCAGUGAUGAGACAAAAGGUUACGUUGAUUUAAUUGUAAAGGUCUACCAUAAAAAUGUGAAUCCUAAGUUUCCAGAAGGUGGGAAGAUGUCCCAGUACCUAAAUGACAUGAAGAUUGGAGACAUUAUUGAUUUCAGAGGGCCAAAUGGGCUCCUUGUCUAUAAGGGGACAGGUACCUUUCUUAUCAAGCCUAAUAAGAAGUCUGAAGCAGAGAAGAAGUUUGCAAAGCAUCUUGGAAUGAUAGCUGGAGGAACAGGAAUAACACCCAUGUUGCAGCUGAUUCGUCGUAUCACAAGUGAUCCCAAGGACUCCACAAAAUGUUACCUUCUUUUUGCUAAUCAGACAGAGAAAGAUAUAUUACUGAGAGCUGAGCUAGAAGACAUUGCUAAGAGGCAUCCUGAUCAGUUCACGCUUUGGUAUACACUGGACAGACCUCCACAAGAUUGGAAGUACAGCUCUGGCUUCAUCACUGCAGACAUGAUUAAAACCCACCUCCCCUCCCCUGGCAGUGAGACGCUCAUUCUCAUGUGUGGGCCCCCACCUAUGAUUCAGUUUGCAUGUCAGCCCAACCUGGACAAGCUUGGCUAUCCCAAGGGCAGCACAUUUUCUUACUAACAUUGAUGUCACCUGAUACCUUUUUUGUAAGUACUGCCUGUUUUCUUACAAGAACAACCAGCAUCUCGACUGUACAGUAUUUCUUUUGUGUGUGUGUAUUUUUUAAGCCACUUAAUUGGAUUUCUGUGGUUUAUAGCUUCAUAAUUACCUUUGUGUGUUUUAAUGCAGAGAAGCUGAGAGAUCACCUUGAAUGGUGUGGCAGUACUUUAGUCUAACCUCUUCACUUAGAAUGAAAUUUGAAUUCCAAAAGUCAGAUAAAACUGUGGGUAUGGACUUUGGGAAGGCUGGACUAGGAUUAUUUGGCUGCUCCAAAUUCAAGUAAUUCAUUUAGUGAAUCCUGCGGAAGGUGUGGAUGAAGAACAGUUUGGGCUUUUUUUUUCUUUUAAAUGCUAUUUUACAGCCCUUUAGCACAGACCAAGAAACAAGUCACAGUAUGCUAGUGAAGCAGUGAGCAGAAUUUGAGUAACAUGCAAAUUGCUUAUUAUUGUAACAGAAAUUCUCAUUACUUUGACAUUUAUUUGGGAGGAUUACAUUACUUCAGGCUGUGUCCCUGAGCUAAACAAUCUCUGCCACAGGAAGCUCUGGGCUGCAUAGAGAGAUAAAACUACUCAGUGAUGUUAUACCAUUUGAAGAGCAUUCUUGCCUUUGCUUGCUCUUUUGGCAGUUUCAAAUUUCCUUUGCUUAUGGGAAGCUUCUUGCUUCCCCCUGUAAGCUACACUGAGUCGGUCUUAUAUACAGCUAAGCCUCAUCUUAGUGUGUUUACCACAUAGCAUUUAAUGACUGCCUUAAGUACCACACGUUCAUUUCCAGGCAUUAGUGCAGCCUAUAUUUGCUUUAGGGUCUGACACAUCCCUGAGCCAGAAAACUUGUUUUUUUUUCAGGUGGUAAUGAAUAUUUUUAUUCAUCUAAAGCAAAACAAAAGUAAUCUACUAUUUGAAAAUGGACAUGAGAUUUUGUGCUUCAUCCGUUAUAUUUCUAGCAAUAAUGCAAAAAAAAGACACAGGGAUUCCAACUGUGAUUCUGGCCCUGAUGAGAUCAGCCACAUCUGUUUGUGUUAGAAUGAUUCUACAGGCAGCAGGAGAUGGAGGAGCAUUCAGAAUUUAUUAAUACCAGUCAAAAAAUAAGCAUUUAUGCCAGUGUUAUGCUAAUUAGGAUUUUUUAAUCUAUAUAUAUAAAAAAAUCAAUAAUUCUGUAGAUUGAUUAUUCACAGCUGAGUUAUCACAACACCACACUGAAUCAUACGUAUAUCUUCAAACCAAAUCUGGAAAUCUGCUUGGGAUAUCCCAGUGAUAAGAAGGCUGUCUCUGGGCGCAGCUUAACCUAUUUGUAAUGCUGUAAUAAGUCUGCCAGCUAAUUAACCUGACAAAGUAUUUCAAAAGCCCAUAGUAUAUGAUCUUGUCAUUAGUGUUGAUUGAAUUGCCAGAUGGGGGAUGUACUUGACUGGUACAUUUAAUACCUUUUAUUAAGCAUAUUUAGUUUGCUGAUGGACUUCUCAUUCCUUUGGAUUUUCCAUUAUCAUUUCACUGUUCAGCAACUGAAAAAAAAAUACUUGCCUUGGUUUUACCAUUUCAGACAAUAAAUUUAUGUGUUCCACUUCUCAAA